CCUGACCUUUCCAACAUGGCUGACGGCACCUCCCGGUCCGAACUUCCGGCGGGUGAGGUCAGAACUUCCUGCCGUUUCUCUUCCCUCCCCCACUUCGAUCGCCGCCAUUUUAGUUUGGCGUCGGGCUGAACGGGUCGGCGCGGGAGGGGGCGGCGGCUGCCCGGCGGCCAGACGGUGAUUAUCGGUGAAGAGGCCGCACGCCCCAGAAGCUGCGGGCCUUCGACUUUCCCACUCAGACGCUGAACAGCAUACUUGGUGUGUCUCCGCGACGGGCGCCGAGCGGCUUCUAUGAGGUAAAUCCACGGCGGCAGGCUUCUCGGAUUGCGCUGAGCAGCCCCGGGGCCUGCGGCCUAGUCGGCGGGCUGGUGGUGGUGGCGGCCGGCGCCGCCGGGACCGCCGCCGAGGAGGAUGGCGUCUAACUUCGACGCGCAGGACUGGGCGAGCUGGUACUUCGGCAGCAUGAGGCGGGAGGAGGCGGUGUCGCUGCUGCAAGGCCAGAGGCACGGCACUUUCCUAGUGAGGGACAGCCACACCAUCCCCGGCGACUACGUGCUGAGCGUGAGCGAGAACUCCCGGGUCUCCCACUACAUCAUCAACAGCCGCCCGCAGGCCGGCUCGGGCCCCGGCCCCGGUCCCGCUCCUGGUCCGGCCCGCUUCCGCAUCGGCGACCAGGACUUCGAGCACUUGCCCGGCCUGCUCGAGUUCUACAAGAUCCACUACCUGGACACCACCACCCUGCAGGAGCCGGUGGCCAGGCCCCCGCACCUCGGGCCCGGGCCCGGCCAGGGCGGUCCGAGGCAGCACGCCGAUGCCGAGUUCGUCCGCGCCCUCUUCGACUUCCCGGGCAACGACGAGGAGGACCUGCCGUUCCGUAAGGGCGACCUGCUGCGGGUCCUCGACAAGCCCGAGGAGCAGUGGUGGAACGCGCAGAGCGGCGACGGCCGCUGCGGCAUGAUCCCCGUGCCGUACGUGGAGCGCUGCCGGCCUGGCUCGGUGCUGGGCCCGGCCGGCAGCCCGGACAGCUCGCAGGCUGGCACCCCGACGCAGCAGCAGCCCGAGUUCGGGCCCUACGCCCAGCCGAGCGUCAGUACCCCGCUGCCCAACCUGCAGAACGGGCCGGUGUACGCCCGCGCCUUCCAGAAACGGGUGCCCAAUGCGUACGACAAGACAGCGCUGGCCCUGGAGGUUGGUGACCUAGUGAAGGUAACCAAGAUCAACGUGAAUGGCCAGUGGGAAGGAGAAUGUAACGGUAAACACGGUCACUUCCCUUUCACCCACGUCCGACUUCUUGAUCAACAGAACCCUGAGGAGGACCUAAGCUGAGUGGAUCUGUUUUAGACAACAAAAUGAUUUGAGUCUCAGAUGGGAAUAAACUUUCUACAGUUCCAUUUUCCAACAAACUGGUCCCCGCCCAAGCCCACACCCGGAGACUUUGGCCGUCUAAUGUUUACACUAGCCCAGUGAGAUUGCGGUUAACUUGCCUAUGGAACUGUUGAAACUGUUUAGGUUGCGGUUUGUAGCCGCGGUUCUGGUGUAUGCUUUAACGGUUACAUUCAUCGGUGAGUAAUGUUCACAUGAUGGGCACAUUUGGAGCUGAGAACAAUCAGAGUUUCUUUCCUAACUAAUCAAUGUUCCUGCAAGUCUAUUGUGGCUGUUGAUCUGGAUGUAUGUGUGAGAUUUGUAAAGGGCAAAUGGAACUCUCCUAUGGCCAAGUGGGCAAUGAUGGUUGCAGUACCACACUAAAUCACAUCUCAGCCCUGUACUUUGCUGGUCUUGUCUUUGAUGCCCCUAAAUUAGAAAAGGGAGUGAAGAAGAGAUUCAACCCAACCCAAGUCAUCCAGUAGCCCUUCUACAACAGCCAGUUUGUGGUCUUUGGUAGGAUCAAGGUCUGUAAUUAUACCUUGAAUGCAGCUGGUAGCAGGGAGUAUCAGGGUAGUGGAGCAGGUGAAGUGACGAUAAGCCUCUUACACGAUCUCACACAACAUCAAGGUUCAUGGUUGCAAUUACUAAACACUACUGGAUAGGGAUGUAAACACAAGAGGUCCUGCAGAUGCUGGAAAUCUAAAUUAACACACAAAAUACUGGAGGAACUUGACAAGUAAGGCAGCUUCUGUGGAAAGGAAUAAAGAGUUGACAUUUCAGGCUGACAUCCUUUGAAUGUUGCUGCUUUUUACGGAAAAGGCAUGAAGGUUCUUGGCCGAAAAUAUCGACUGUUUAUUUUUCUCCAUGGAUGCUGUCUGACCUGAGUUUCUCCAGCAUUUUGUCUGCAUAGGGAUGGACCUUCAGCUGAAUAUUAAGCAAAGGUUUAAGAUCAUUUAUGUGUAUCACUUCAGUAGGGUAAAUGAGUAACACAAAAUGCUGGAGGAACUCAGCAGGUUACGUAGCAUCUAUGGAAAACAUUAACAGUGUUAAUGUUUCAGGCCAAGACCCUUCAUCAGGAAAUCCCCUGCAUUGAUGCUGCUUGAUUUGAGUUCCUGCUGCAUUUUGUAUGUGUUACCCUGGAAUUCCAGCAUCUGCAAAAUCUCUUGUGAAUAUGGUAAAUGGUUUUAUUUUGCAGUAACCAUUAAAGAGACACUAACUUUUGGUCUGGGUAACUGAUAAUGUUCACCGAUAUUGACUUAAUAGCUGUUAGAUAUGUUCAUAUCUUGGUGACAUUUUGAACAUUUGGCUGUCUGAUCUGUAAACAUCAAAUGCCACUUAGUCUUGCAGGCCUUUUCCAAGAUAUUGAGUUUUGCCAAACAACAAACCUAAGUAAUUUUAGGAUUUUUAGAAGAGAUGCAAGUGUUUUUUUUUUAACUUGCUGCCACAUAAACCAGGAAACACUACAAAAGAUUAAUGCUUGAUUUUGGGAGGGUUAAAAGCAAGUUUAGAUCUUGUGUGCUGAUAGUGUGCAGCAAAUUUAUGGUGGGGGACAAGGGCAAUGAAUUAACCAUGUUUGUUUGUCUUCUGAUCAAUCAGUGCCUAAUGACCAAUUAUUAAUGUACACUUUGGCAUUCCAAAGCAAAGAACCAUGUUUCUCAACAGCGUUAAUGAAAAAUGUUUUCCUUUAUCAUACACUACCUACAUCUUGGCACAUUCCUUGGAUGGUUCCUUCUCUCAGACGCAUAAUGGACUCCAAGAUACAGUCUUCCAGUUGUUACUUGAUAUGAAGCCUCGUUGCUCCAUGACACAAUAACGAUCUAAUGAAUUGUACAGGAAGACGUAAUACAACACGUACUUCAUCUUCUGGACUGAACUGCGUCUUAAUCUCUCAUGUUACGUUUGACAUACAGCACAGUUAAACAUAGCAGCUGUACUAAUGCUUCUACAAAUGUCUUCUCUGAAAUUUAUUUUCCUUUUUUUUAACCUUUGUUCAAUUUCUGUUCUGAUUUCAGAUUAUAUUGAAAUUGUUUUUGUUUAAUUCAGUGUAACAAAAUCUAGACUUGUAUUUAUUGUUAUAGGGUUGCUGUGACCACUUUUCCUUAACGCCAAUAGCUCGGAGUGGUGUGUGGAGCGGGUAGCCAGUGGUGGCAUCAGGACCUGCUCCUCAAGUGCUUGUCAUACUGAUAUUUGGCAAAGGCUGGAGAUGUGAAACAAGUGGGAUGGUAGGGAGAAUUGUGUUCAUUGGGGGAAUGAGCAUCUCACCUACAUAUUCAGUGGCCAAACAUUUCUAUGCAAUUUAUUGUCACUUCAGGCCUGUUUCUGGUAGUUUAAUAAGUGGGUUUCUUUUCUGCUUCCCCCCCCCCCCACCCCAUCCGGCAGUGUGAUGUCCAUUAAAACAAGGUUUUAUUCAGCCCUGUGAUUUGUGACAUCCCUCUGCAUUUCUCACUAGCCAUCAGUACUCUGUGGUUAAAUUUAAACCUGACUAUCUCCUUGUGUGUUGCUUCAUCUGAGAGAGAUUGUGAAAUGAAAAGAGAUCAAUGGUUGUACCUCCCAUCUGUCGUUUAAAAUGCAGGAGACAUCACAUCAGGACAUGUCUCAGAUGCACAUGAGUUUUUAAAAUCUCACCCUCUCCCUUGUAUCCCCCUUAUAUGCACAUUGAAAGUAAGCAAUGACAUAAUUGAUAGCUUGGUUCUCGAGUUUUACCUGAGAGUAGUGAAUAAUUGUGGCCUGAAAAUGUGCUUAAAGGAUUUUCUUUGAAUUACCUGUGUCCACACUUUCCUUGGAAAGGCUGAUAUUAGUUGCAGAAGAGUGAGUGAGUAACACGUGUUCAUUUUCAGACUCUGUUUUCUGUGUCUGCGGGUCGUGAGGGAAGAGGCAACAACAAUGGUUGCCUUUGACUUUUGGCAUAUGCAUUGACUUCCAAAGCCUAAAUGAAUUUCAGUUCUAAAGCACAUCUAGAACAGCAUACACAUUUCCCAAACAAAAACUGGUAUACAAGUUUUUGGAUGGCUGCUACCAGGUAACAAAUACCUUAAUUUAUAAGGCAAUUGGAGGGAAAAUGAGAAUCGUCAGGAUGAGCUUCCUUGGAGACAGGAGGUUAUAUACUAGUGCUGAUUGGUUUCUGUACUUAACUACACCUUGUUUUUUUAAAAAAAACAUACACCAAAGCUGGAAUAAGUGAUCUGAAAGUAUUAAUGGUGUAGGCUUGAUUUCCUGUUAGUUUCCCCACCUUUGUGAUAUUACCCAUCAAUCAUGGUUGGUCUGUACAAAUUCACACUUUGUAUGAAAAUACUAUUACUAGUAGAAAUUAUAUGAACAGUAUUAAGUUGAUAAUUCAAAGAAGAUCUUGUAGUUACAGAAAUUUUAUAAUUAUGGGGUCUUAAUAUUUGAGCCAACCCUCUGAGCUUAGGUCACCUUUUCUACAAAGCAAUGAUGGUUCAGUGCUGCUCAUUAUCACCAAAUUCCUUCACCUUUAGCUCACUGUCCUUUGUUGCAAUCAGUCAGUAGCUUCAGUUGGUUGAAAGUGAAAAUGGAACCAGCCGAACGAAGGUUUUGAACCAUUGGAGGGUCUGGGACAUUUUUUAAGACAAAUGGUAACUUUCCCCUUACUGCCGGUGCAUGGGCAAAACCAUUGGGUGUAGCUCAUGAGUUAAUUUUUGCUCUUAUUUUCCUGUGGAUCACUUUGCAUUGCUUCUUAAACCCAUCAGUCACCCUGCAGGGACAUAAGCUGCCGACAGCUGCUUGCCAGAGUCUUCUGCUCUUCUGUCCUGCACCAGUCUUUCAGGGGUUUCCAGGUUGCUAUAUCUUUCCUCGGCUCUCCCUGGGGUGAGGUCUUUGAAGCUUCUGUUGGUGUUCCUGUAACAUGAUUAUGGGGUUGCUAGCCCCAUACCAAAUUGUCCUUCUUUUGCAGCCAGGCUUGGGACUGUCCAAUGCAGAAUUACUUUGCAUUGCUACUAUGUGGAAUAUCUCAGAACCUGAAGCCCCCGGGCUGCUGCCCACCUUUCCAUUUACCAGCCGAUGUAAAGAAUACUGCAAAUCUGGGACUUGUUCAUUUGACUCUUGCUGACACCAUAAUACAUGGGAGCCUUAGGCCCAUUGAGUCCACCACUUCAUCAUAGCUCAUUUAUUAUUCCUCAGCCUCUUCCUGCUGCCUUCUCCCCAUUACCUUUGACAUCCUUACUAAUCAAGAACCUAUCAACUUCCGCCUUAAAUAUACCCAAUGAUUUGCCCUCUGCGGUAAUAAAUUGCACAUAUUCAGCAGCUUCUGGCUAAAGAAGUUCCUCCUCAUCUCCUAUUCUAAAGGGAUGUCCAUCUAUUUGUCUGUCCUCUGGUCCUCCAUGACACAAGCAUGUCAGCAAACUAAUACAGCUUUCCAAAUAGCUGUCUCGCUUUCCAGAAAUGGGUGUAUUCUCAUUACAUUCUGGAAUUGCCUGUAAAAUGUAGUGAUUCAUUGGUUAAGUGUUUUAAAUGUGAUUUAUUUCAGCUUGAGUUCGCACUAAGUCCUGGUUAUUACAGUUUUAUUAAUGUGUGCAUUUUCCCCAUGGACAUAUUGUUGGUAGCUCUACCCAUCUCUUUGGCAGGAUUACCAUACCUAAUUGUUAGUGACUGGAAAAUAGUGAGAGCAUCUGCAGGUGAUUACCUGCCAAUGCUUGCUCAAAGAGCCGGUGGAGUCUAUUUAACAUUAUUACUCUCAAAGGCAUGCUAGAUGAACAACGAGACAGUUGUAGUUUCUACUGAGGUUGAGGAAAUGUGGAAACAAUUCCAUAUCACAACAGCACAUGUACAGUCUGUGGAGCCAAAACUUCUCGAGUCUCUGCUGGUGGCAGCUUCAUUUGCAGAUUUAAUUUAUUUUCUUGCCAGGCAAGAAUAGAACUUGCUUAUUUGAGUGAGUUGCCCUGAUUAGAAACUGAUGGAAAUUUGCACAGUAGGUUUCACUUUUGUGUUAAAAUUCAAAGUGUUAUUGAUAUUCCAAUGUCAGUGUUACUCCAAAGCAAUGACUGAAAUCAGUUUAUUACAUGUAUUUGAAGUUUCUGUUUCUGCCCAUUAAAGACUGCAGGUUUCAUGGCCAGUAACUUUAAACUCUCUCCUACAGUUCCUGUGGUUAAAAUAUCAAUAUAGAAAUGAACUGAGCAACUGAUAAGUCUCUGGUGUUGUAUUAUUUGAGUGUUUCGGGCCUUUUACUUGCGAGACUGUUGCAGGAGUUCCACUUUAGCCUAUUUGGGGUGGUGGGGAGGUCUUGAUUUCCUUGCCCUGCUUGCCCUUGUAUAUCUGAUGCAUGAAAGUUGAUCAGAGUUUAAACCUGCCAUUUGGGGAAGAUAAUUAUCCCGGAUAAAACUACAGGCAUAGCUGAUGUGUAGACUUCCAUAUCAAAGCAUUGUGAUGAGUGCUGAAUAUGACAUUAUUGCAAGAAGCCAUUUGGUGCGGAUACAUGUAUUGAGGAUAUAAUAGCUCUUCCUUCGUCUGUUUUCUUACAUAUUUAAUUCAAUUCCAAUUUAAUCUCUGUAGAUGCAGUUCUUUCUACUUCCUACACCAAAUGAAACUAUCAUUAAACUCUAUGCCAUCUAUAAGAUCUUGUUUAAGGUUCUGGUUAUGGCAUUUAAGAAUUUUUGUGGUUAAUUCUGUGGUUAAGAAACACAGCCCGGGUUUGUCCUGCUUAAUAGCCCAUUGCUGCAAAUAGUCAAAGUGACUAAGGUGCUGAACUCACAGCCACAUGCAUGGAAGAAUCCUUUUUGCCAACUUCCAUUUGGCCACUAUUUUACAUAUCUAAUGAAAACUAAAUGCUGUUUGUUUUGAAAUACUUACUUAACACUAAAUUUUCCAAUGGUUUAAUGACUGAAAUGAAAUGUUCAGUGUUGACCGGUAAGGAGGACCAAUGUCCUUCCCUGAUGCUACACUAUACCCUGCCACUGAGGUGGAGAGGUCCUGAAUUGAACUUGCAAAUAGUUUUGCUGCUGGAAGAGACAAAUGGGAAUAUAGGCCUUCCCUCUGGACUUGCUCAGCUGCAGUGCUUGGUUUCAGUGCACCCUUAACCACAUACCUGUAUGUCCUGCAUGACUGACCAGUAGUCAACAAAAAAAAAGGCUGAUGAAUAGUCAGUCCCAGAUGGGGUGGGAUAUUCACUAUUAUAAAGUACAAGUAGUGUCUGACCAGUUGGCAGGACUGAUAUUUUUGUUGUGAAUGUUGGACUUUCUGAGGAAAUCAUUGAACAACAACAACAAUUGCCACUACAGAGGCCUUAUCUCCCCGAGUCAAUGUAACAUGAGUAAGUACCUCGGAGCUGUAUGCUGGAACUGUGAAUAUUGGCCCUUUGGCCCAUCAUGUUGUGCCAAUCCUUUAACCUACUCCAAGACACAAAAUCAUCUGCAGAUGCUGGAGUCAAAACAACACUCACAACACGCUGGAGGAACUCAGCAGGUCGGGUAGCAUCAGUGGAAAAGAUUGGUCGUUUCGGGCCAGAACCCUUCGUCAGGAACCUACUCCAGGAUCCUUCCCCUAUGUUUUCAUCCAUGUGCCUAUCUAAUAAUCUCUCAAAUAUCUCCACAGAUUUGCUAUAAACCUGCUACAAACAGGCAGGGAAUAUUAAUGAAGCAUUUGAAAGAUGUGCAGUGUGCAUUUUCCAUCACCUAGAAGUGACGGCAAGUGUGCAUUUUGGGGGGGGGGGGCGGGAGAGUAGACAGUCUGGAGUGAGAGGGUUGCACAGAGGAAAGACCUUGGCUUAUCAUGACAUUGUGAUGCUGCACAGGACCAAGUAUUUCUAAUGUUCUGAUACUGGACCCCUCUCCGCAAUGAUCAAUGGAGCAGUGUUUUGUGCUGCAUAAUACUUCUGGCCCUCCAACAUGUAUGCAGUUUGAAUGUGUACGUGGAGAAGUAAAACAUCGAUUACUUUGUCUCUGAUCUGCUCUAUUAAUGUUUGCUGAUGAGACUGUUUCCUUUACUGGAAGAUGGCGAAGUAAGCCAUCCUGACAAUUAAGAAAUACACUCUUACAUUUCCCUGGAGCUCAGUCGUUGAGAGUAUUUCUUGUUUGGGUACUGAGCAGGAUUAUAGUCUGAGCUAAUCUUGAAAUGGAAGAAUGGGGAUGAAAGGAAUUGUUUUGCUGCCCCACCCAUCAGGGACCAGUGACAAAGCAUGCUAAUUCAGCUGUUUCACCUUAUGCCAUUCAAAGUCUCCCAUGUGAAAUGGGAGUAUAGCGUUGCAUGGGAGAGCUUUGGCCUCUGUCCCUAUCAUUUGUCAAUUUUUAAUUAUCUAUAAUUGGAGCCAUAUUAAUUUGUUUUAUCUGUGCUAUAAGACAGUGUUGAGAGUGAAGCCUGCGUGACUAAGCGUGAAGCCUACUUGGGUAUCUGAACCAAGGUGGGAAUCUUAGAUUCCUAUCCCUUCCCAAUCUCUGCAUCAGGUGAGAUUGACUGAAUGCCACGUUCAAGGCAAUCAUUUGGUACUUGAAAACCCAACAGAUUGCACUGAAAAAUGGGUGGCUGUACAAUCAGCUGGCUAUUCUGGCCAUUGUUAAUCCAAAUACUCUGGGAUCAGUUUCCCCCGGGAUCAAUAAAGUAUGACUAUGACUAUCAAGGCUUUUGUCCACUAGCUGGAGUUACUUUGCACCUUAAGUUUUUAACCCAUUAGUAGGAUUGCAUCCCAGAAGAUAAAAUGUUGCAUAUUCUGUUUUCACAUUUAAGAGAAGUUUGGAUAAGUAUAUGGAUGUGAGGUGCAGGUUGAUGGAAUUAGACAGAAUCACAGUUUAGUAUAGGUAGGAUGGGCUGAAGGGCUGUUUGACUUUAUAACUGCAUCAUGUACAAAAGGGAAGAGACUGAAGAAACGCUAUUUUCAAAACUGACAUUCUACAGUUCAAAACAUGGUUUUAUUGUAGUACAGACACUAAAGUCAGGAAAGUAGGUGACAAUCUUGAAUCCCUGUGACUGCGUGGGUUUCCUCCGGAUGCCCUGGUUUCUUUCCACAUUCCCAUGUAGUAAUCUGCAAUCCCAGUGUUUGUGGAGUACACGGCCUGCAAGAUUAUUUGAAAUUAGGAUAUUGACAGUAUUUAA
This is a messenger RNA of Mobula hypostoma (lesser devil ray), 9399 nucleotides long. It is a transcript of the gene crk, whose product is annotated as v-crk avian sarcoma virus CT10 oncogene homolog. The transcript is spliced from 2 exons. Gene Ontology annotation, biological process: signal transduction; cell migration. Gene Ontology annotation, molecular function: signaling adaptor activity; receptor tyrosine kinase binding. NCBI's taxonomy places the organism in Eukaryota, Metazoa, Chordata, Chondrichthyes, Myliobatiformes, Myliobatidae. The record is from RefSeq and is a predicted model, not a curated record. The coding region runs from base 409 to 1323 and encodes 304 amino acids.